AAUGCUGCAAUGCCAGCAGUCCAUGCCGGCUGCUGCCACCCACUCUGCCCGCCGCCUCCCACCAGCCUGCUCUUGCCCCCUCUCUCCCAGGUGUGUGCGGGGAGGCUGGGCAGGACUGUGCACAGGAGAGACGGACGGAGGGAGAGGGAGGGGGAGCAGGAAGCAGUUACAGCCUGGGAGAGGCUCUUAUUUUGGCAGCGGGCAGCAGCAGCCGGAGCGGCUGGAGGAUCCUGUGUCUUUCUCCCAGACCCCGGAGAACAAGCCCCGGGACCCUGUACAUCGGAGCGGCGUCACACGGCGGGAGACAGUGCAUCCACCCCGCCGCCACCUCGGUUGCUGAGCCGGUGCAUGCACGGAGCGCUGUGAGCGGAGGAGACCGGUUACAUGCCCGCUGUGCCCGGAGGAGGGGGCAGGAUGAGAGGGGGCACCCUGCUCGCCUCGGCUGCGGCUCUCUCUCCCCCUCAGCCCCCGAGCUGCGGCGGCGGCUGCUGCUGCUGAGAGGGGGGGGGAAGCCCAGGAGCCGACACAGGAGGCCGGAGAGAGAAACAUGGGAGGCCGCAGGGGAGACUCCUGAGCGUGAGAGGGUCUUUGCACAUGAACACGGGACCAGCUCUGGAUUUUUGUCAGUGGAAACUGGUCAACCUGGGUCCAGUCACUCUGGAAUCUUUCCCGGGUACCGAGCAAGGUUCUACACGGAAAGGUUCUCUGACGUCCUCAGUUGACAUCAGUGUAAGCCUCGACCUAUCAAAUGCACUCGGAAAGCAAACUGGCCAAUCAUGGGAAGGCAUCCAGCAAUGGCGGACAAUCACAGCCUCCAAAUGUGAGCCAGGGGCCUAAAGGGACAGGGCUGCUUGGCCCCAAAGCUAAUCACAUGUCCCCAAGUGGUGUGGGUCUAAAGAGCACACCGAACCAGGGACCAAACCAUGGCACAGGGCAAAGAGACUCCGCUGGAGAGGUUGGAGAGCAAAGAGAAUCCGGAACCCCUUCACUGGAACCCGAAUCAAAAGGAGAGCUAGCCCCACGCAGUAAGCGGCGUUGUGUCUUGGAACGGAAGCAGCCGUACAGCGGAGAUGAAUGGUGUUCAGGGCCGGACAGUGAGGAGGAUGAGAAGAGCCUUGUGGUCCCCCACAAUUGUAACGCCGGUGACUCUGUGAUGUCCGCUUCCACAAUUCCAGGAUCAGGAUCUGCUUCCCUUCCAGGACUCAAUGACUCCAGCUCUACCAACACACCACAUGGCGCCGGCCAGGGUCUGCAUGCGGAGGGAGGAGGACCGGGAGGUCCAUCCAAGACCCCAUCACAAUUUGUUUAUGUCUUCACAACUUUUUUGGCAAACACGGCUGCCGAAGCUGUUCUACAGGGGCGUGCGGACUCCAUCCUGCUCUAUCACCAGCAGAAAGUACCCCGAGCCAAGCUUGAUGAGGAUGCUCUCCAGAAACCCCCCAGUACCCCAGAUCCUGUAGGAGAAGUUACUGUGCCCAAUCUACCCCUUUCUACUUCACCAACACCAGCCAACCAUCCGACAACCACACCUAACCAGGUCCCCGCUACUGCUCUACAAACUGAUGCAGUUGUUGAGGAGACAAACCAAGAGUUGACCCCCAACACACUGGGAAAUGGCAGUAGCCGCCCUGUCAGUGUCCCCGCUAAUCCUCCACCUGCAGCUUCUGCACCAAUACCAGGAGAUGAUUCUGCCCUUGUUGAAAGUGCACAGGAGACUGGUGUGACACUGAACCAAGACGGUCUUUCCAGGGAGCAGCUUGAGCAUCGGGAACGGUCCCUCCAGACCUUGAGGGACAUAGAAAGGUUGUUGCUUCGUAGUGGUGCUAAUAAUGAGUCUUUUUCAAAGCACACACCAAGUCCAGUAGAGGGAUCUGUACCUCCUCACCCACAGCCUCAUGUCCCUUCAAACCUUCCCACUCCAAUGAAAAAAUAUGAGGAGCCUUUACAGUCAAUGAUCACUCAGACCCAAAGUUUGGGGGGUCCAGCAAUGGAGCAAGACAUGGGAGGCCCCCAGUGUGGACCUGACAUGGGCCAUCAAAUGAGUCUUAUGAUGCAAAGGUUGGGACAAGACAGUCUUACACCAGAGCAGGCUGCAUGGAGAAAGCUUCAAGAGGAAUAUUACGCAGAAAAGCGGAGGAAGGAAGAGCACAUGUCCAUACAUGGGAGAUCAGCACCCGAUAUGGUGCUCAGGGGUCCUCCUCCACCUUACCAUAGUAAGCCAGGUGAACAGUGGAUUAGUAAUCGGUUACCUGGGCCAUUAGAGGGGCAGGAGCCAAUGCAGCUAAGAGGUGGAGGGAUAACUUUCCAAGGUCCACGAUUUCCAGGCAGAUAUGGAGGCAUGCAGAACUUACCAAUGGACACAAUGGGGGUUAUGCAGAGACAAGGCAGAUGGCCUGAAGAUCUGUCACCAAUGGGAGGAGGGCAAGGUGGCUUUCCACAAGGGGGAAUGGGAUAUCCAGGUGGAGGUCAGGGAGAAGCGGAGAGAUUUUUAAAUCCUCAUUCCCGAGAGGAGUUCUUGCGACAACAGUUGUUGGAGAAGCGCCCAGCAGGUAUGCAGAGACAGUUGUCCGUUCCCGGCGGACAAGGCAUUGAUAUGGAGCGAGUGAUGAUGCAGCAGCGUCCAGGUGAACCUUCUAUGUUCCAAGCAGAUAGCAUGGGCAGCGGCCGAGCCAUGGGCAUGGAUUUCGGAGGGUCCCGCGGUAUGCUAAGUCCCACUCUUGGGCAGCAACUAAGAGAACUUGACCCAACCAUGGGAGGAGGUAACCUUAACAUGAACAUGAGUGUCAAUAUGAAUAUGAACCUAAACCUCCAAAUGGCACCCCACCAACAGAUGUUACUGUCCCAGAAAAUGAGGAGUGGAGGAGACCUGAUGGGCUCUCAAGGAGGAGUGGGAACAGAGGAGCUGGUGCGGGCAGCACAAGCACAAAAUGGUAGUGGAAUGACCGGAGGUGGCCAGAAGAUGGUAAUUCAAGGUCAGUUCCCCCAGGGGCAGUCAGGGUUUCCCCCAGGGCAGGGUCCAUAUACCAGCAUGCAGCAGGAAAUGAGCAUUGACAUGUUUGGACCAGAGCACAGUUCUGUGGGGAGCACCACACGACUCAGCCACAUGCCAAUGCCCUCAACACCUGGCUCCAAUCCAGCAGGUAUUGGACCAGUGCACAUGGCUGCCAACAGAAGUAUGGUCCGCAGACCAGCAGAACUUACAAUCAGCAUAAAUCAGAUGGGAUCACCUAUCAUGAGCCACCUUAAGUCUCCCACGCUUGGACAAGUGCAUUCACCCCUUGUCUCGUCCCCUUCUGCCAACCUAAAGUCUCCGCAAACUCCAGGAGGCCAGAUGGCUGUGCUCCCUCACUCCAAUCCCCAGAGUUCUCUCAAGUCUCCUCAAUUACUGGGCUCAUCCUUAAGUGGACGCUCACCCAGCAGCUCCCCUGGCAGACUAAAGUCACCUCAGAUGAAUGUGCCCUCUCCAGCAUGGGUACCAUCUCCCAAAAAUGCCAUUCCUAGCCCAGGUAUUCCUCCAGGAAAGCAGGGAAUAGGCAUGAAUUCUGCAGCGUCACUUGGAGUCGUUGAACAGGAUGGAACGCCGACCCAGAAUCCUUUGUCCUUGAUGAUGUCGCAGAUGUCAAAGUACGCCAUGCCCAGUUCCACUCCAUUGUAUCAUAAUGCAAUCAAAACAAUUGCCACCUCCGACGACGAGCUACUACCAGACCGGAUUCUUCUUCCACCAGGUAGUCAGCAAGGUCCUGGGAUGAAUACUCCUGUAUCUCUGCACUUGAAUAUGAGUUCUUCACAAAGCCCAAUGGGAAACAUCAGACUUCAAGGACAACCACCUCUCUCCCAUGAACCUACUCCAAUGCUUAAUUCCCCCGGACCUCCCAUGCACCCAUCAAUUGGUUCUAUACAAAACCCCAUGAUGAUUUCCUCUGUUAACCAGGACACUUGUUGUCCAUGUCCUGGAUCGCAAAUGAUGUCCUCCAACCAGCUGGUCUUCCCACCACGUCUGCAGCCUGGACCUCCCCACAACCCGCCUUUGUCACAUGGGGGCGGAGGAAGCUCCAUGCAGCAGCACUAUCCAGAUGAAGUACCUAAUCAACCCCGGUUGCAUCCUAGGUUAUCGGAUCCCUAUGGCCCAGGUCUUCCUUCUUUGCUCACUGACCCAGACCUGGGAGAGGUGAUGCGAACAUCAGCCAGCGGUAUCCCAGAAUUUGACUUGUCCCGGAUCAUGCCCUCAGAGAAGCCCAGUAGUACAUUGCAGUAUUUUCCCAAAGGCAGUACGCAACCUCCAAAACCACAUCCCACUAAUAUGCACCUCCUUGGCCUGCAGAAUAUGAUGGUAGAGCAGCAUUCAGGUCGUUCAGGCCCAAGUCUUCCAGGCCAACAGAGAACCCUGGGAGUGCCGCAUAUGCACCCUAUGGUUAGGACAGGAAUGGCACCUCCACCUCAGAUGACGCAGCAGAACUUCAUGCUUAUGAAGCAGCGGAGUGUGUCAGGGGAGAUGUACCCACAGAGUGCCAAUAUGCUGUCACCACAGGGUGCUCUCGGAGGGCAUCUGCAUGGACAACAAAGCAUGAUGGUUGGACACCAAAUGAGACAGCGUAGUGUAUCCUUGGAUACAUACAUCCCAGGACCAGGACACCUUCCAUUUUAAUGUCGGAGACUCACUAGCACCAACCUCAUUCUCCCUGCUAGAAUUCACUUGCAAAUGUCAACCUUUAAUAACUUCUCCUAUGAUCUGUACGUUUCCCCUCAGUCCUCUCUUCCCUGUCCCCCUUCCUUCAGUAAGUCUCUUAUCGCUUUACAAACUCUCCUAGUUCAAGCGGUUGUCUUCUACUGCCUCCUCCGUUCCCCUGGAAACCACCUUCCUUCUUACCUGUACUAUCUCCGUAUUGUAUAAGUAGUUCUGUUAGCCCAUCCACUAUGUCAUCCUUCACCAUCAUCAUCGCUUAGUUGUAUGGAAGCAUCAGGCAUAGUUUGUAGCAGAUCAGACCUGACAAUUCCAGCAACUGUGAGUAUGAUGAAGGUGGCCAUUCCAUUACUCUCACCUCCUCUGGGUGUGGUGCUUCUCAAGUGUCCUUGGUGCAUUAUGCUGAAGUGCGUUUAAAUGGUCCGGUAAAUGCAUCUAGGAUAAGAGGUGAUUCACGGGUUUGGUGAAGGCUCGGUUAGCACCACUUGGCAUUUCCAGUGCACGUGUGGCUAGAUUGUGGGGGUAAUUCAGACCUGAUCACUGGGCAGCGAUUUUUGCAGCCCUGUGAUCAGAUAGUCGCCACCUACAGGGAGAGAGUAUGUAAGCUGUGCAAGUGAGCGAUCGCCCUUGUAGCAAAGCUGCACAAACUGAUUUUGUGCAGUCUCUGCUCAGCCCAGAACUUACUCAGCCGCUGUGAUCACAUCAGCCUGUCCGGGACCAGAUUUGACAUCAGACACCGCCCUGCAAACACUUGAACACGCCUGCGUUUUUCCAAGCACUCCCUGAAAAUGGUCAGUUGCCACCCACAAACGCCCUCUUCCUGUCAAUCUCCUUGCGAUCGCCCGUGCAAAUGGAUCCUUCGCACAAACCUGUCGCUGACCGGCGAUCCCCUUUGCAGCCGUGCGACGCGCCAGCGCAUUGCGGUACAUGUGCAGUUCGGAUCUGAUCGCCCGAUGUGAGAAAACGCACAGCAGUGGUCAGAUCUGAAUUACCCCCUGUGGGCGCAGUACAAUGUGCAGCUUUGCAGUGUGUGUACGUGGUGUGAGGUCUCCUAAGCCUAGCCUUGACUUGGAAGGUUUGGCCACAUUCAUUUCUCCAGUAACAGGAUUAUCUCACUUACCAUCUUUACUUUCUGACUUGCUUUCACGAUUCUGUCUUCUUUCCAUUUCUCUUCCACCUGACUUGUCCAUCUUAAAUAUAGAGAGAACAACCUCUCUCUGUCCACCCCUCCUAUUAAUGGGUGGUCUUCAGUUUGCCGAAUGCCGGGAUCCCGGCGCACAGUAUACCGGCGCCGGAAUCCCGACACCCGGCACAUAUUCUCCCUCGUGGGGGUCCACGACCCCCCUGGAGGGAGAAUAAAAUCGUGCCCGUAGCGUGGCGAACGCAGCGAGCCCGCAAGGGGCUCCUUUGCGCUCGCCACGGUGUCGGUAUGCCGGCGGUCGGGCUCC
Pseudophryne corroboree (corroboree frog) is the source of this 6129-nucleotide messenger RNA. It is a transcript of the gene BCL9L, whose product is annotated as BCL9 like. Gene Ontology annotation, biological process: positive regulation of transcription by RNA polymerase II; canonical Wnt signaling pathway; negative regulation of transforming growth factor beta receptor signaling pathway. Bases 749 to 4645 code for a protein of 1298 amino acids. The transcript is spliced from 9 exons. Gene Ontology annotation, molecular function: beta-catenin binding; transcription coactivator activity. The record is from RefSeq and is a predicted model, not a curated record. NCBI's taxonomy places the organism in Eukaryota, Metazoa, Chordata, Amphibia, Anura, Myobatrachidae. Gene Ontology annotation, cellular component: beta-catenin-TCF complex.